This is a messenger RNA of Solanum verrucosum, 1683 nucleotides long. Its product is annotated as cytochrome P450 724B1-like. Gene Ontology annotation, biological process: sterol metabolic process. Bases 1 to 1683 code for a protein of 560 amino acids. The transcript is spliced from 13 exons. Gene Ontology annotation, molecular function: heme binding; oxidoreductase activity, acting on paired donors, with incorporation or reduction of molecular oxygen; iron ion binding. NCBI's taxonomy places the organism in Eukaryota, Viridiplantae, Streptophyta, Magnoliopsida, Solanales, Solanaceae. The record is from RefSeq and is a predicted model, not a curated record.
AUGGCUUCUGCACCCCUCAUAAAUCAUUCUCCAUUGGCAAUUUCUUGCAACAACGUUGCUCUAGGUUUUGAAACAACCUCUGGACUUUUGUCUCUACUAGUUUAUUUUCUUGCUAAAUCAUCACAAGCUCUUCAAAAUUUGAAGGUCAUAAAUGAAACUCUACGUUGUGGAAAUUUGGUGAAGUUUGUACUCAGGGAAGCUAUUAAGGAUGUAGACUUCAAAGGAUAUCAUAUUUCAGCAGGAUGGAAAAUACUCCCUAUAUUUUCUUCGAUGCAUCUUGAUCCAUUGCUGCAUGAAAAUCCAUCGGAGUUUAACCCUUGGAGAUGGACCGAUCCAGCCACAAGUAAAAAGGUGACCCCAUUUGGUGGUGGAUUGAGGAUGUGUCCUGGAUCCGAGCUUGCCAAAUUAGAAGCAGCUUUUUUCCUACAUCAUCUUGUCCUCAAUUACAGAUAUGGAAAAGUGUUCAAAUCCUAUAUAUUUGGGUCUCCUACUAUAAUUUCGUGUGACUUAGAGCUCAACAAAUUUGUCCUUCAAAAAGAAGGCAAACUGUUCCAAAGCAGCUACCCAAAGCCAAUUAGAGACAUUCUUGGUAAGCACUCUUUGAUGAUUGUCAGUGAUGUUGAACGUCACAAAAAGUUGCGACGCAUUGAAGUUGGCCUCAUCAACAAAUUCAGUUCCACAUCGAAUUUCCUUGGUGACAUUGAUAAAUUAUGUAUCUCGUUAAUGGAAUCGUGGAGAGGAAAUCAACUUAUUCUCUUCUCAAAACAAGCUAAACAGUUUAGCUUUAAUUUGAUGUUAAUGAAUUUGUUGGACAUGCAACCGGGAGAGCCACUUGGUUUGCAGUUAUUAGAAGAUUUCCUCACAUUUAUGAAAGGGUUUGUCUCCAUUCCAAUUAACCUUCCGUGGACACCCUAUGCCAAGGCGGUCAAGGCUCGUACGAGGAUUUCAUCCACGCUGAAACAAAUACUAAAUGAAUGGAAAAAUAGAAAAGACGUGCAAGUACAAAAUGGGCAACAAAAAGGAGACCCUUUUGAUGAGAUUUUAGUGAAAGAAGACUUAAUUAGUGAUGUGGAGAAAGUAAGCAUUUUACUUGACCUUUUGUUAGCAGGUUAUGAAACAACCUCAGGACUUUUGUCCCUACUCGUCUAUUUUCUUGCCCAAUCACCACAAGCUCUUCAAACUUUGAAGGAUGAACACCUCGCAAUAAGGAAAAAGAAAAAGGAGGGGGAACCCCUAAAUUGGGAAGAUUAUAAGCAAAUGGAAUUCACCACUAUGGUUAUAAAUGAGACUCUACGUUGUGGAAACUUGGUUAAGUUUGUUCAUAGGGAAGCUAUCAAGGAUGUAAAAUUCAAAGGAUAUCAUAUUCCAGCGGGCUGGAAAGUGCUUCCUAUUUUAUCUGCAGUACAUCUUGAACCAUCGCUGCAUGAAAAUCCAUCGGAGUUUAACCCUUGGAGAUGGACAGAUCCAGCUACAAGCCAUAAGGUGGUCCCAUUCGGAGGUGGAUCCCGGUUGUGUCCUGGGUCCGAGCUUGGUAAAUUAGAAGCAUCUUUCUUCCUACACUAUCUUCUCCUCAAUUACAGGUGGACAAUGAAAGAAGAAGAAUAUCCAAUGUUGUACCCAUAUAUGGACUUCCCAAAAGGAUUGCUAAUAGCUUUGGAGACAGAAACAAAAAAUGUUAAUUAA